Molecule: messenger RNA, 2413 nt
Organism: Pimephales promelas (fathead minnow)
Lineage: Eukaryota; Metazoa; Chordata; Actinopteri; Cypriniformes; Leuciscidae
Gene: fhl3a
Product: four and a half LIM domains 3a
Biological process (GO): actin cytoskeleton organization
Cellular component (GO): stress fiber; Z disc; nucleus
Molecular function (GO): actin binding; transcription coregulator activity
Source: RefSeq, a predicted model, not a curated record
UCCUCUAUAGUAGCGUAUGGAAGAGUUGAGCGCGAGCAUUCUCUCAUUCGGUGCUUUCUUGAGAGAGCUCAACACUUCUGCACAACCUUGAGGAGCAACAGGACUACAUAUCUUUUAAACAGGCCAACCAAACUGACCCCAGCGCACUCAUCACGGACAGACAGAGCACGGAAAGAGUUUUGACAGGGGACUGACUCGGAUCAGGAUCAACAUGAGCGAGCGCUUUGACUGUGACAACUGCAAGGAGUCCCUAUACGGCAGGAAGUACAUCCAGGCGGAGGACAACCCUUACUGCAUCCCUUGCUACGACAGCCUGUUCGCCAACACCUGUGAUGAGUGCAAAGAGCUGAUUGGCCACGAUUCAAGAGAGCUGUUUUACGAGGACCGUCACUACCACGAACACUGCUUCCGCUGUUUCCGCUGCGACCGUUCGCUGGCCGACGAGCCCUUCACCAGCCAGGACGAUGCUCUUCUGUGCAACGACUGCUACUGCAACGAGUUCUCCUCCAAAUGUGUGGCCUGCGAUAAAACAGUCAUGCCUGGAACCAGGAAGCUUGAGUACGCCGGCUCCACAUGGCAUGAGAGCUGUUUCAUUUGCAACAGCUGUCAACAACCAAUAGGCUCCAAGUCCUUUAUCCCAGAUAAAGAUGACCACUAUUGUGUACCCUGCUAUGAGAACAAGUUCGCACCACGCUGUACUCGAUGUAAACAGGCCUUGGCUAAAGGUGGUGUGACCUAUAGAGAUGAGCCGUGGCAUAAGGAGUGCUUUGUGUGCACAAGCUGUAAAGUCCAACUAGCUGGCCAGCACUUUACCUCCCGUGAGGAUAGCCCAUACUGCAUCAAAUGUUUUGGAAACCUGUACGCUAAGAAGUGUGAAGCCUGCAGCAAACCCAUUACAGGUUUUGGUGGAGGAAAGUACAUUUCGUUUGAGGAACGGCAAUGGCACCAGCCCUGCUUUACCUGCUCUAGAUGCUCCGUGUCCCUGGUGGGUGCCGGCUUCUUUCCCGAGCAAGACGAGAUCCUCUGUCGCAACUGCAACAGCAACCUAUAGAACGCAACCCCCAUCCGCACACCUUACCUUCCCAUAUACAUACAUCCAUCCUUAUUUUACACUGCUGUGCCCUAUCCUGAGAACUUCCCGUCUCAAUUGACGCCCAUGCUGAUCCUGCAGUUUGAGAUUACAGCAAACUAACCCCUCACACAAUGGUCUCAGCUUCAUCAAAAUACUGCCACCGGAAAAAAUACCGGAGGUCUUCUAAAAGAUGCACCAAAUAUUCCUGUUGAGACUUGGUAGCCUAUAGUCUAUCCGUUGCACAAUCCAGAAUCAACACUCCAUUAAUGUGCAAGUCUCUACAGUAUGCAAGCAUAAAAAUAUCUGAGGUGCCUACUAGUUAUUCCCAUCUUUAUUUUUCCUGGCCAACCGGAGCUGUCAUUAGGCUGGUAAUGGUCAUUAAUGGGUGGAUGUAGCCUUGUGUUUGCAGCCUGUGAAAGAACUCAAACAGAUUCCUUCGCAAACACCCAGAGGUUAAAGUUUGGUGUUCUGUUAAAGUGACUGAACGGCCAUUUAGAAUUGUUCCAAACACUCUGCGCCAAGUGAAAGAACAGGAAUGAAUGCACAACUUAAUUAGCAUUUUGGGUACAAUAAAAGUUACACUUUGAGAAGCAGGCACCCAAAGCUAAACAUCUAGCUUUUUACGCUCCAUGUAUGACACAUAAAUAUGGAUGUGACUGUUGAAUGCUGUAGUUAGUGAGCACUUUUUCUAAAACUUCACUAAUACCUUUUGUUUCUAAGCAGAAUUUGUCCUCUUGAUGCAUUGCACACGCAUUCAAAACAGUGGAGAGUCUUCCAAAAUGCAAAAUGUAUAACAGCUCAAAUGUUUCUGCGGUCCAUAUGAGUGGAAAAAUGAAGUUCGAAAUGCAUUUUGUAUACAGGUGGAAGACGGACUUGCAUUUGCACUACUAUAGCUUGAAUUAUCUAUAGAAGCACAGAAACUAAGAUACAGCACACGUUACACUGUAUAUACACAAACUACAUACUAUUUCCUGUUCACUUUCUGUUUUUUAAUUGUUUGAUAAUUCAUUUGUCUACAUUAUGACCUAUACAGUCAGCAUUUUCUUAAAUCUUUAUUAACAUGUCUCUGUGUUAAGAGUGAAUGCAAUUAAACAAUAUUUGUGUCAGUAUGUCACAAAUGAUUGUAUGCAUGUUGUCGAAUUGAGUCAGUAAGUAUUAUUUUUAAUGCCAAUUUUACUAGUUUCACUCUCUGGAUAUUUCUAAAUGUGUAAGUAUAUAUUCACUUUGAGCUUAAAUGCAGGAGAGAAAGAGUUGGCUAAUGUGCAUUUAAUGAAAAUGAUUCAAGUGAUACAAGCUUUGUAAGUUUGGGGUGUGGUGAAAAAAAAAAUUCAUUUAAAAAAA